Messenger RNA from Moneuplotes crassus, 1172 nucleotides. The record is from the annotation of a GenBank genome assembly. Lineage: Eukaryota; Ciliophora; Spirotrichea; Euplotida; Euplotidae.
UUUGUAGAAAGGAGAAUAACAUUAAAUAUGUACGCAAAUUCACUUACUAGGAACUUACUUAAAACUUCAAAGAGAAGCUAUACCUCUGCCACACACAUCCUGAACCCAGGAAUUUCAAGAACGCAGAGUGUCUCAGUCUGCCCAGGUGAGGGCGUCGGCCCUCAGAUCGUAGACUCAGUACUUGAGAUCUUUGAGCACCUGAAUGUACCAUUAAAUGUGAAGAUGGUUGAAUAUGCCUCGCUAAAGAGAGGCAAGGCUAAUUCUUCUCUCAGAGAGAACAAGAACCUUUUGCUCGGCCCUAUUUCAAAUAAAAUGUUUGAAGAGAGAGAUAAGGGGGUCUGUCACCAGCAGAUAUUGAAGGAACUUGACAUUUUUGCCUCAGUUCUGAAUGCAAUCUCAAUUCCUGGUGUAGACAUUCAGGGUAAAGACAUUGAUACUCUGAUUAUCAAGCAAGCAUGUGAUGGCUUUGGAGUUGAAUGUAAGAAAGCAAGGCAGGAGAAGUACAAGAAGCUUGCUCAGUAUGCACUCAACAAUGCUCUCAUGAGUAGCAGAGGGAAAAUUCAUGCAUUCCAUAAUGCGAACAUGGAUAAUCCUCAUCAUGAAGAUUUCCUUAUUGAGAUGAGAAAGAUGGCCGAAAGAAAUAGUGGCAUCGGGUAUGAAGAAUUAUAUCUAGCUGAUGGAGCUAUAGAGCUCAUCAAGCACAUGGAAGACUUUGAACUCAUUGUUACUCCAAGCAAUUGUGGACUAGGAACUGCCAGCAUUGCUAUGAGCAUUGUCGGAGGACACCAACUCGUUCCUUCUAUUCAUAUUGGUGAUGAGUAUUCCAUUUUUGAACAAGGUGGAAAUAAGCCUGAAGAAGAUAAGGUGAAAGACAACUCUGCUAACCCAACCGGAUUGAUUCUAUCUGCAACCAUGAUGUUAAGGCAAGCCAACCUCCCAUGCUACUCAGACUUGAUUGAAAGAGCCAUCUUUGCUACUUAUGAAGACUCUGAAGUGAGAACGCCAGAUUUAGGUGGAAAUUAUUCAACUCAAGAGUUCACAAAUAAGGUGAUGAGUAAUAUCGAGACCAAGUCUACCUUCAGGGCAGGUCAGGUCCAAGAAGAGAAGCUAGCUAUUGAGUUCUAAACUUUGUGGCUAAUGAAAACUAUUUAAUUCUCCUUAUAAAAAGAUUU